AUGAGCAUAAACGAUUUGUCAGUUUUGACAUUAAACUGCUGGGGACUUUAUUUUAUUGCUAAGCAGCGAAAGACACGAUUAAGAGCAAUUGCAGAUGCAUUGAGUAAUGAGAAUCAUGACAUUGUUACGUUGCAAGAGAUUUGGAUGCUAGAAGAUUUUGAAUAUUUGAAAUCCAAAGUCGAGAAUGUUUUGCCAUUCUCCAAUUAUUAUUACAGUGGUGCCCUCGGUAGCGGUUUGGCUAUCCUUUCUCGGUUCCCAAUUGUUUCGACCUCCUACUUUCGAUACACCUUGGCAGGUCGACCACUCAAAAUAUUCCAUGGUGAUUACUAUGUAGGCAAAGGAUGUGCAUCAGCAUGUAUAAAUCAUCCGGAUAUUGGGAUCAUCGAAGUGUUUACUACUCAUCUUCAUGCAGGGUACGGAGAUGUCGAUGAAUACGAAGGUCAUCGUGUAACCGAAUCCUGGGAGUUGUCCAACCUUUUGAGAGCAUCUGCUGCCCAAGGAAGACAAGUUAUUGCUACUGGUGACUUUAAUAGCAUUCCUACAAGUUACAACUAUGCAUUGCUUAAAAAGCAUGCAUUCAUGACUGAUGCUUGGCUCGAAGCACACAGCGAGAGACUUUCACAGACUGGACUUGAUCCAGGCCAUCGUAGCCCUCACGAAUGUAUUCAACAUCUUGGAAUAACUUGCGAUUCUCCUGCAAACACUUGGUCUAAGCAUUUUCUUAAACAACAACCUCACUCCAAACAAGUCGGUGACCGUCUUGACUAUAUUUUCUACCGGCGUACUUCUCAAAUUACAUGCACUGGAUCUGUGGUGGCCAUGACAGACUAUAUUCCUGGUACUCAAAUGUGCUACUCAGAUCAUUUUGCAGUACAAGCAACCUUCUCAAUCAAUUCACAGCCUACGCAAGUUAAUUCGACAAGUCCGUCAGCCGUUCAAUUAUCCAAUCCUUCUUUCACCACCUUUCCUCUCUCAAUUGCUCAAGCUGUUCUGACUUUGCUUCGUCGAGACCAAGUCGCCACACGAAAGACAGCGUACAGACUUCUCUUAUUGUUUGGUGUUGCAAUAAUUAUGUUGCUGUUUCUCUGUGUUUCUACCGUGGCAGUCUUACCAGAUUGGAUUGCUCCAAAAGACGAGAGUCAGCUUAAAUUCUUGCUUGGGAGUUUGGCAAGCAGUCUUGUGAUGAUUAUCUCUGCUGUUAUCGCUACAAUCUGUGUGGUUGUCGGUUUUGUAUUUGGGCACACUGAAGAACGCGCUUUGAGACAGUUUAUCGAAGAAAUUCAGCUUUUGGUAGCUUCCAUCCAAGAAGACAGCCGAUCGGACGCUCCAUUUGUACACCUAUCAAAUCAAGCGAGCGACAAUCCUUCACGUGAGACAUUUUAUAAUGAAUUCAAUGAAAGAACAAGGCUUUUAGAUGAUGCUUGAGAUCCAAUACCUCCUUAGUUUACUAGCCCAAUAUAUUUAUUAUUAUUUUAUAAAUGUAUGAAAAAAAUACAUUAAUAUUUUGUUUAUUUGAUUCAUAAUGUACUAUAAAAGUAUAAUAUUUUUUCUUGUCUUUCUAAAAUAAAAGGGCAAUGUCAUGAUAAAAAAGGAUGGAUGGAGAUGAAAUGAAAGGUAGAUAGGUGAGAUAGACAGGAGAGGUAUGUUCAAGUGAAGAAAGUAUGCUAAUUACAGGAAGUUUAUGUGCAAUGUUGUAUAGCAAGAUAUCCAACUCAAAUUUCGUCCUCCAUCUCACCUCCCAGUUCGGACUUGAUUCGUUCACGCAAAGACUCGAUGCAUGACGCCUUUUGCUCAAGUACGUCGUCUAGUUUGUUCAAAUAGUUUCCGUAAAACUUUGUGAUUUUUUUGUUGUCUGUCUCGCCUUCUUCUCUAAAGUCGCUCUGACUUGACAGCAUUAGCGAAAAUUUGGCCACCAUUUUCUUCUCGAUUUUUAUACGCUCAUCAAGUUCCUUUAUCUGCGCACGAUGAAGUCUAAUGAAAUCCUUGGCUUCUUCUGCCGACACUUCUCUUUCGUCUUCCUCGUCUUCUUCGUCUUCUUCAUUUUCAACGAUUGUGUCUCUGUCUUCUCUUGCGCUCAUAAUAGAACUCUGUAUAUUUGGUGAGAUGGUCAUUGGCGGUGAAUUAUUAAGUUCUUGAUGUAAUGGUGUCAGAAUAUCUUCAUU
Molecule: messenger RNA, 2162 nt
Organism: Phycomyces blakesleeanus NRRL 1555(-)
Lineage: Eukaryota; Fungi; Mucoromycota; Mucoromycetes; Mucorales; Phycomycetaceae
Exons: 5
Coding region: 1-1425 (474 amino acids)
Cellular component (GO): cytoplasm
Molecular function (GO): sphingomyelin phosphodiesterase activity
Source: RefSeq, a predicted model, not a curated record